CAAAGGAUUUCGGUCAUACCGAAUUCCGAGGAGAAGUAUAUUUCGGUCACGAAACACGUGACCAAUAACUUCUCCAUACGGUUCGUCGAUACCUUCCGGUUCAUGGCCUCCUCCCUGUCCACCUUGGCCGGUAACCUAAUGACGCCCGACUUUGUUAAAUUCCGGGAGACGGCCAAGGUGUUCCGCCCGGAAGACAUGCCGUUGGUGACGCGUAAGGGCGUAUACCCCUACGAGUACACUGAUAGUUGGGCUAAAUUGGAAGAAACGGAACUACCACCUCAGGACGCUUUCUAUAGUCAGUUGAGUGAGUCUAAUAUUGAUGACGACGACUAUAGACAUGCCACGGAGGUGUGGAACCGUUUCGACUGCUCAACCCUCGGUGAGUACAGCGACCUAUAUCUUAAGAUCGACGUGUUGUUGUUGGCUGAUGUGUUUGAGAACUUCCGCGACAUCUGUAUUUCAACAUACAAUUUGGACCCGGCGCACUAUUACACCGCGCCUGGUUUUAGCUUCGAUUGUAUGUUGAAAUACACCAGGAUGAAGCUGGAGCUCUUGAACGACUACGACAUGCUACUGAUGGUGGAACAGGGCAUUCGUGGUGGGCUAGUGCAGGCCGUCAAGCACUAUGCAAAGGCCAACAAUUCUAAGACACCCGAUUACGAUCCGUCAAAACCAGAAUCAUGGAUCGUGUACCAAGACUGCAAUAACCUUUACGGGUGGGCUAUGAGUCAGCCCAUGCCGUACGGUGGCUUCCGGUGGUAUAAAGGAGCAGACCCUCUGGCUGACCUCCAAUCGUUGUCGGACACUGGUAAUACGGGGCGUAUAUAUGAAGUGGACGUAUCGUAUCCACAAGAGCUGCAUGACGAGCACAACGACUUGCCGUUCUUGCCUGUCAACGAUGUACCGCCGGGUUCCAAAGAGACCAAACUCAUGGCCACUUUGAAACCCAAACAGCGGUACGUCGUACAUUACGUUAAUCUUAAACAGGCGAUCGCACACGGACUGCAAGUCGAUAAAGUGCACCGCGUUUUAGAGUUUCAACAAAGUGCUUGGUUGAAACCAUACAUUGAGUUGAACACUGAAAUGCGGAAAAAGGCGGCAAAUGCUUUUGAAAUUGCAUUUUUCAAACUAAUGAACAAUGCCGUCUUUGGGAAAACAAUGGAGAACAUGCGGAAACGCAUCCGUAUUGAGCUAAUCUCCAGUCCCGAACGUCUAAGCAAGCUCGUAAACCAACCAACCUUCAACGACUGUAUCAAAUACGGUGAAAGGUUGUGCGCCGUCAUAAUGGACACAAAGAUGGUCAAGUUUAUCAAACCAAUAUACGUCGGUUUAGCAGUGCUUGACAUUAGCAAGACGCUAAUGUACAAGUACUUCUACGACGUAUUGAAACCACAUUAUGGCAGUGCAAUCGAAUUGGUUUACAUGGAUACUGACUCCUUCAUAUACCUGCUCAGAGUAGGCGACUUCUACCAGGAUUUAGCUGGUAGCCCCGAUUUACUGGUGCACGUGGACGCAUCUAGCCUGCCCAAGGAUCACCCUUGCUACUCCACCGAUAGAAAGAAGAUGCCCGGCUUGUUUUCAGACGAGACCAGUGGCCUCACUCUCUUUGAGAUCGCUGCACUUCGAUCAAAGUGCUACGCAUUUGACAUGGAAGGCAGCGAACUCAUAAAGUCUAAGGGGAUCCGAGGACACGUCGUCAGGAACCAUCUGUCUUUGGACGACUACAAACGGUGUUUGUUCAAAGACGAUGGUGACGAUGCGUCAAAACGAGAAUUGGUUGGAGAGAAUGCCCGUGCGGUCAUCGGAGUGAUACGUGGUGGUGAGUGUCCACCGAUAUUAUCGCUACCAUACACUCCGUACCGACAGAACGUGUCAAUCCGUUCUUUUGAGCACGAGGUACGGACUUUACGUACAACCAAGUUGGCGCUUAACCGUUUUGAUGAUAAGCGCUACACGCUCAACAACAGAAUCGACACGUUGGCCCACGGGCAUUAUGCUAUACCGCCACCGGAAGACCUAUAGUUUUUAAGUUCUUAUCAUUGUAAAAAAAAUAUCGUCAAGAAUUGAAAUUUUUUUUUUUUGUAAAUAUACAUGUAUAUAAGUAGUUUUAAAACAUUUUU
This is a messenger RNA of Daktulosphaira vitifoliae (grape phylloxera), 2120 nucleotides long. RefSeq lists its product as uncharacterized. NCBI's taxonomy places the organism in Eukaryota, Metazoa, Arthropoda, Insecta, Hemiptera, Phylloxeridae. Gene Ontology annotation, molecular function: DNA-directed DNA polymerase activity; nucleotide binding; DNA binding. Gene Ontology annotation, biological process: DNA replication. The transcript is spliced from 5 exons. Bases 103 to 2022 code for a protein of 639 amino acids. The record is from RefSeq and is a predicted model, not a curated record.